Messenger RNA from Caenorhabditis elegans, 1684 nucleotides. It is a transcript of the gene stn-2, whose product is annotated as PDZ domain-containing protein. The transcript has 15 exons. NCBI's taxonomy places the organism in Eukaryota, Metazoa, Nematoda, Chromadorea, Rhabditida, Rhabditidae. Gene Ontology annotation, molecular function: structural molecule activity. Bases 96 to 1643 code for a protein of 515 amino acids. Gene Ontology annotation, cellular component: membrane; cytoskeleton. The record is from RefSeq and is marked reviewed.
CGUGUGAGGUGGCACACACACACGCAUCUUUAGUCCCUCUAGUUCAUUGUCCUUCAUUUUUGCUACAUUUUAUAUUCUCUGUUAAACAAGGCUAAAUGUCCGUUACGAAAUCACACCAUAAUCUGGAUGUGGUUCAUCAUGGAAUAGUACUCAUUAGUGAUGGGAAUGCCACUUCUAGAUCGUCACGACUGCUUUUAUCCAAAGAUGAGUUAUGUAUUCAAGUCAUUGACGAUGGUACCGCGGAGCCCGAAGAAGCCAAAGAAACAUUUCUAGAAAAUGCAACUCGGCAAGUUGUCAUAGUUAAAAAACCAGACUCGGGGUUCGGAUUGUCUAUUAAAGGAGGAUCAGAAAAUGCACAAAACAUGCCAAUAGUAAUCUCCAAAAUAUUCAAAGGAUUGCCAGCCGACGAAUGUGGAGAGCUAUUUAUUGGAGAUGCUAUCGUAGAAGUAAAUGGAAUAUCCAUAGAAGGUCAAAGCCACGACGAAGUGGUUAACAUGUUAAAAUCAAGCGGUGACCAAGUAACUUUGGGUGUCCGCCAUUUCACCCAUAUGACGCCGUUUCUAAAACCAGCACAGUCAUUGCAACCCGAUGGAACAUUGGAUCAGCUGUUUGAUGGAAGAAGUACAAGGAGCCACAAAGCGCAAUCCGAAUCCCGACUCUCCGACUCGAAAUGGCAACAACAUAUUGACGGACGGGAAAAGAAAUGGAAAACGUUGACGUCUCUUCCGUUGGCAAUGGCUUAUGUCACCAGAUACCUCUGGGGAACCGACAAUAUCAGGACAAACUCUUUCGAAGUUCGUGCAGUAGAUGGAAGAUCGUCGGGAAUUGUGCAUUGCGAAGAUACAUCGGCGCUGGAACAAUGGAUCUCGCACAUCAGCAAACAUAUAUUGUCGCUCAACCAAAAGAGUAUAAAAAUGAGCAACAAGUACUUGCAUCAGAGUGAGCAGAUCAGCUACAUUGGUUGGGUGAAUGAAUACUUGAAUGAUGAUGAUCAAGAAGAGCUUAAAAUCCGCUGGCAACCUCGCUUCUUGAUUUUAAAAGGCAGUGAUGUCUGCUUCUUUGAUGUUCCGCCGCUAAACUCUGAAGAUCUCAACAAAUGUGUCUACUUGUACAAAUGUUAUGAUGUUGCUGUAAAACAGGUCCCAAACUCUAGUCCACGAAGAGAUAAGCGUGACAAUUGUUUCUUAAUAGAAACUCCAUUGCAAGUUCCAAAUCACUACCUGUCAUUUGAAGCUGUAUCUGCAUUUGAACUUUUUGAGCAAGCAUAUUACCGAACCGUAUACAAUACCAUUUCCCAAAUGCAGUCCCGAACGUUUGCCUGUAACUUUGAAGGAAGAGCCAGUGGAAUCGUUUUUGACAUUAAACAGGGAAUUAGUCUAUAUGAUAUUCCUACUAAGAGUUACAUUUGGCAAUAUCGGUUCAGAGAUUUACAAGCCGUUGCUGAUGAUGGCAAACUGUGUGUCCAGUUAUCGUUCAAUGAUGAUCGUUCAUUGAAUUCCGAUAGAAUAGAAGUAAAGGACAUCGAAUGCGAAGAUGUGGUAACAGUUGUAUUCAACCUUCAUUCCUUUGUUCUUGCCAGAAUUGUUUCCACUGAUCCAGACUAUUUGAAGGCUAAUCGUUAUGUUGGAAAUGCAGAGGACUAAUGAUUUUUGAUUUUCAAAGCAUAAAUAUUUUUUUGUUGUUG